UCUGUUGAUAGUAAGGAUAACCGGUAUACAUAUUGUAAGUACUGUUACCAUAGUUACAAGACUGGUAUGCCGAUGGUACCAUGGAAGAACUGCUGACAUCAUUAAGUAAAUGAGACAUGAGUAGAGGAUUGGUAGUAGAGCUGCUGUAGGAGGUCGGUGUUGGGGGGCUACUGGAAUGGUUGAAGGUCGUUUGUGAAGGGUUAUAGCCCAAUGCACUGUAGUUGUGAGUAGGGUCAUAGCUUGCAGACGUCAUCGGCAUAUAAUGAAGGCUGAAAAACAGAAACAGAUAAGCAUGAUACGACUGGGAAUCACUGGCAAGAAUAUGUGUUUCAACUGGGGCCUCCAUAAUUAAUUAUGAGAUAAAGAAUCGAAUACAAACAUGGCGAUUACAAAAAUGAAGGUCAAGUCAAGCCCAGAAGAAAAAAACACAAAGAAACGAGGUGGCAUACAACCUAGAAGUAGAACUAAAUAUACAGUUUCACAGUUACAAGCUAUGGAGAAUAUAUUUUUUACAACACAAUAUCCAGAUUCCUGCGCUAUUGAAGAUUUGAGCAAAUCUCUUGGUGUUAGCAUUGAAAGAAUAUCGAUCUGGUUUCAGAAUCGUCGUUCCAAAUUCAAACGCCAGUCGAAAGGUGUCCACAUGGCCUGGAUGAGAAAACAGAUUUUUAACCAAGAUUCCCGCCAAACUCCAGUUGGUUUACCUGUUACGCCUGGCCAGUCAUCACCAGAGAAUCGCCACUUGCUUUCUCCCGUAGAAGAGACAACACACAAAGCUAACUUAACCCAAGAAAACCCCAGAUCCAAUCUUCAUUAUAUGCCGAUGACAGCUUCAAACUACAACCCUGUCUUCAAUACUGUGGCAACCGCUCCUCCAUCAACAACCUUCAACUUGAAUUCUGUGCCAAGCACUUCUUCGGCGACGACUUUCAACUUGAAUUCAAUGGCACCUACAAUUUCACCAGCGACCUACAGUUCAAAUUCUGCGACCCCUCUUUCCUCGCCAACGACCUACAACUCAAGUUCUGCAACCCCACUUUCCUCGCCAACGACCUUCAACACCAGCCCAAUGACAUCUGAUUCAUCGCCGACGGACUACAACUAUUCCUCGAUGACACCAUCACCAACCUAUAAUACGUCUUCUACCAAUCCAUUCUCGAUGUCCCAGUUGCUGAAUGAUGCUUCAUAUCCUUCCACGGUAACGCCAGGGUAUCAGUCUUGUAGCUAUGGUAACGGUAGUGCUUAUGAUAUGUAUGACAGUUAUUCUUAUUACCCACAGAUGAAUCCUUACUACACACAGCAGAUGCAUUCAAAUUAUUAUCAACAUGGUUUAGGAGUUUAAGGUAUUGGUAAUACAAAAAGAAAUUGGAGUUUUAUUAUUUGAAACCAUGAAAUGGGUAACAAAUUGCGACAAUGAGGAAUACUACAGGAACUAAUCAUCUUUGUCGAAUUGUGUGAAACUGAUGUGUUAUUAUGCAUUAGUGAUGAUUAAAAUUUACUUUCAGUUAUUUUUGGGUGUGUUUGUGCUUAAAAUGUCGACAGUGGAAUUCAAAAUCAGCUUCACUGUGGAUAUAGAAUUUUAAUGUAGACACUACACCACAAAGCAAACACAAAGACUUGAAUAAGACUAUAAUCUAAUGCAAUUUGUAAAUGUUUUGUAUAUAGAGACAUUGUUAAUUUCGUGCAUCAUUGUUAGU
Molecule: messenger RNA, 1694 nt
Organism: Patella vulgata (common limpet)
Lineage: Eukaryota; Metazoa; Mollusca; Gastropoda; Patellidae
Product: homeobox protein ceh-37
Exons: 5
Coding region: 380-1339 (319 amino acids)
Biological process (GO): regulation of transcription by RNA polymerase II
Molecular function (GO): RNA polymerase II transcription regulatory region sequence-specific DNA binding; DNA-binding transcription factor activity, RNA polymerase II-specific
Source: RefSeq, a predicted model, not a curated record